Schistosoma turkestanicum is the source of this 9357-nucleotide messenger RNA. Lineage: Eukaryota; Metazoa; Platyhelminthes; Trematoda; Strigeidida; Schistosomatidae. The record is from the annotation of a GenBank genome assembly.
AUGGGCCACAUUGAGAAGUCUAUUCAAUAUGCAACUGAGAACGAACACCAAAAUAUUGUUAACAAUUUAUUGGUGCUUUUGUACAAAUUCGUUCGAACAAAAACAACGUCAUUCAAGAAGGCAGAUUUACCAUCGUUUCUUAAGCCAAAGUUAAAGUUGUUGAUAGAUCUACAUAGCAAAAAUUACUCACUGAUCUUACGUUUUGGAAUACUUCUCCUGGAAACAUAUAUACAGAUAGGAUCGAGAAAGGAAGCAAGUCAGUUGCUGGAUACUUUGGCUGGUGGUGUUGCACGUCAUGUUCCUGAGCAAAUGGCUGAACUUCUCGCAACAGCCAGUGGAGCCAACCUGACGAGUGCUGAACGUUAUAUAAACUGGGUGCUUGGUCUGUGCAGUAACAAUCAAACAGAAAUAUCUGCGAACCAGCCAUUCAAAAGUUCACAGUCUCAGGCAAAGGAGCGGAAUGUACAGAUGAAUGAGUCCUUAGCGCAAAGUUUAGUCAGCUUUGGGAUGGUACCUUCAAGUCGUUUAGCAAGACUACGAGCAAGUACAAAACAUCCCAGUGAACAAGUUGACGAAUUUUUGAAAAUUUUACAACUACUUGAAAUUCCAGAUGAAAAUAAUGAAUUAUUAAUGGAUAAACAAUUAGAAAAUAAAAUAUCAAACAUAGGAGACUCAUCAGUUGAUGAUAUCAAUCAAAGUAGUAACAAUCCUGAAACGACUAAUAAUUCCGAGGAGAUUAUAGAUGAUAUACUUUCUCCUAAAUUCUUAACCAGUGAAACCCGAUUCAAAUUAUUAGUUUAUUACCAAGCUAUGCAAAAGUGUUAUAAUCUGUUAGAACAAUAUCUAUCCUCUUCUAUACAUCAACCAGAAACAAUUAUUCAAGGUUGUCUUACUUUAUGGCGUUUCUGUUCACCACUUAUACAACACAGUUCACAGAAUAGAUUGAAGACAUUUAAAAGUUUACAACUGAUUAUUCAUCAUUUAACUAAACAAGAUAGUUUAUAUUUUCGCCUAAGAUGUGAAGUGCAUAUGAUGAUCGCUUAUUGUCAAGCCGACAUGGAACAAAUUACGGAGGCUUUAGAAAGUAUUGACAAUGCUAUGAAAUUCGAUGAAACAGGAGAGUUUGUAGCCAAUUUAAAUUAUUUCAAAAAAUGUUUAUUACUACGUUCAAAUUUAUAUGAAAUACCAAAUGAAACAAUUGACCAAGCACGUCAAAUUAUUGAACGUCUUCAAAAUACCAAUAAUUUAUCAUCAACUGAAAUAACAAAACUUUUAAAACAUAUUAAUUAUUUUAAUAAUAAUAAUAACAAUAAUAAUGAACUUGUUGAAUGUGAAUCGAGUGACUUUACUGACUUGUUGCGUACCUUAUUAAUUCAUAUCAGUAAACUGGUUGAUAAAAAUAUAUUUGAAGAAGUUUUUAAAUAUGAAACAAUUCAGUAUGGUAGUUCAAAAUUAUUUUCUGAGUACAAACAUAAAAAUCAUAAAGAACUGCUUUUUCGAAUAAGUUCCUACAAACAAAUAUGGUUACAAAUUAAUGAUACAAUUAAGCAUCAUUGUGAAGUGAUUAGUACAAAUGCUGAAUAUGAAAUAAAUGAAAAAUUACUUGUAUGGUUCGAUUUGAUCAAAUUAGCUAAGAAAUAUCAAAUGUGGGAUUUGUGUUCAACCAUUUGCCGAUUAUGUUUAGCAUUCGAUGAUGAUUCAUACUGGAACAUACUACUAAGAAAAUUAGAGCAGUAUCGAGCUACUCGAGUUAAACCUGUUAUUGGUCCAACAACCAACUUAAAAUCAACAGAUACAAAUUUAAAUACUCAAUUUGCAUCAAAAACAGAUAUUCAAAAUCCAGCAAACAAAUCAAAGUUGAAUCCACGUAACAUUACUAAUUAUCCUGAUAUUGUCACUAGUUUUGAAUUGAAAUUAUAUAGUGCAUUAUCUCAGAUUUAUUGUAUAUUCGCUGAAUGCGCAUGUAUUUUAUUACGUCAACAAAUGUGUGGUAUUCAACUGGCCGGUAGCAUGAAUAAUAUAAAUCCAACCUGGAUUGAUACUUCAUUAUUGACCAAUAAAGUUAGUAGUAAUGAUGACAGAAACGUCAGAAAAGCUGAAGAACAGCAUGAAUAUAAUGUACACUGGAAAAAUUUCUGUGAAUGGUUCAGCUAUGUCAAUGAAGCUGCAUUAUCAGCAUUUCAACGUAGCGCUGUUUUAUCUGCCAGAAUAGUCGAUUCACAUAAUUUGCAUUCAUGUGCUGUAUGUGUAUGGAAUUAUUGUCUUCCAAGUAUAUGUCAAAAUGAUCAUCGUCAUCUAACUACUACAUUCUCAGUGAUUUUGGAGAAUGCAAAUAAAAUUGGAUCUAGUUGUCUACCGAUUCAGUUGUAUAUUGAAAUGACCAUUGUACUUGCUCAUGGACUGAUUCAGCCUUGGCUUCCGAAACCAGUGAAUUUUUCUACUGAUGAAAAAACUAAACCUGUACAACCUACUACACAACAGAAAAGCCAGAAAGUAAGCCGAGGAAAAUCAGCCAAACCAAGUUUUUAUCUUGCACCUGCUGAAGGACAGACCUACAUUAAAAAAGCCAUAGACUGGCUAAUAGUGGCUGGAAAACUAUGUGAACCAAAUAGGUUGGAUUUACUACAAAAUAUUGAUGAUUCCUGUCAACUACAACCAAUUGUACCAAUCAGCACACGUUCAUCUUUAAUUGUUUGUUGGUUAUCAGCGAAACAGUUAAUUACCAACCCUCCAGUAUGUCGAGGUCUAUUUCCUUUAGAUCCUUCAACAGAAACUAUCAGUUAUACUGAUACAAAUCCUAUGUUAGAUUCUGAUAGUCAAACGCGUAAACUUGUAUUAACUAAUCAAAAAGAAGCUCAAAUGUACUUAGAAACUUUAAUAACUCGUACACUGAUAGCAGUGCAUUCUUUAUGGCUUACUAAUAAGCAUAAAUAUGUAUCUGAAUGGCCUGCUGCAGUCUCAAAACUCAUAGAUGAACAAAGUACUCAGACAUCAGCUGAACCAUUGAAACAAGGAGAUGUAUUAGCUGGAUUUAAAGAUGCUCCAACACUGACAGAGGCUAUUCAUUUGAUGCAAUUACUAUUUUGUAAUCAGAAAUCGGAUGUGCAUACUGAACAACCCACUGGUAAAACAAAUACAGUCAAAGAGCAAGAAAGUAAUAUUAAAUAUGAUUUACGAUUAAAUCAGACACCUAUAGAACGUUUUACAGAACUUGAACUAUGGACUCGUCUAGCUAUGACAGCAUUUAUAACAUCACAAUUCUCAUCUAUUCUAGAUAUAAUUGACAUGUCUAAUAUUCAACUAGAAUUAUAUCAAGGCAUUAAACAAUCCGAUGUGAAUAUUAAUUAUUGGCUAGUGCAUUUACUUUGUCUAAGAGGUUUAGCUGUAUGCGGUAUAUCAAAUCAAAUGAAACUAUUACGUCAACAAAAUUUAAAAACCAGUGGAAAGUAUACUCAACAGCAGCAACAAAUGCGUGGUAAACAACGUUUAACUGAUACGAAAUAUAAACAUGUUGAACUUUUGGGUUUAAAGCGUGAUAAAAGCUCAAUGAGUGAAGAUAGUCAAUCAAUUGAGAAUAGCCUAUUUGAAGCAGGCGAAGAGGCCUUCUAUAAAGCAUCCAAUAUCGCUCAUCAAAUUGGACGUUAUGAUUUAUUGGUCAUGUCAUCUGCACUAUACUGGGCAUUAUUAAAUCAUCCAAUUUUGGCACCAUCAAAUCAAAUCACUCUUGUUUUACAAAAUAUAGAAUCAUUUGAUAAAAAGAUUGAAAAUAUAACCAAAUGGUUGAGUCAAUGUAUGAAAACGGAAAUUCGAAAUGAACUAGCAGCACAAAUUCGAAAUAAUGAAAAUAAACAAGAUUUAUCGAGAGAGUUUUCAACAUUGAAAUUACAAUCUGUUCUAAUGGACACAGUCAAGUAUACAAAAGAAGUUUCCAGUUUAUAUGAAACUGCAGACAUUCCGUACCCUACAGUAAACCAAUUUGAAAUGGAUUUGCAGCUGAAAGUUGAAAUGUACCAGGCUUUAUACAAUGUUUAUUCAAAACAGGAAAAUUUUGCAGAAGCGUUGGCAGUACUGGCUAAAGCUACAAGUAGUUUACCACGUACCAAACACAGAAUGUCACUGUUUCGUCAACUGGUAGUGACGAAAGCCAAAUUAGGUCAGUCAGUAGAAAUGGACAUGCAAAAAUUCACAUCAGAACCAGAAUAUUUACAAGCACAAAUAUGGACAGAAAUUGCUUAUGCUAGUCCAGAUAUCAAUGUUCAAUUAAUGGCAUUCAAGCAUUCAGUUGAUGCUAUAAAAAAUCCCGAUUAUUGGGUGCUAAAAUCUGAUCUGUUACUGGAAUUUGCUCAAUGGUUAUUUGCCCAUGGAUAUGAAAUGCCUAUAUGUAUAAGUUUGGCUGAAGAAGCUGUGGAUAUAUUAAAUGACUUAUAUAGAAAACAUUGUGAUUUAGAUCAGUGUGAUGAAUCAAAGUAUAAUCAACUUAUAUUCAAUUCAAAAAAUCUUCAAUAUUUGGAUAUUUUAAUGAGAGCAUGCGUUUUAUUAGCGGAGUUUUAUGAAGCAAACAAUUCAAACAUUGACCAAGAACAUGACCUUCAUUCACUGGAUUAUUUAAUCAUGGCUGUUAAUUGUGUCAAAACUAUGUUACAUCACUCUGUGUUAUCAGUCAUUGAAAGCCCACGCGUGGACCAAAAAUCACCGAAAAGUCCUCGAUCCACUUCAGUUAAAAUGAGAUCAAAAUCGAAUACAGCAAGUGGAGGUGAGACUAAUCGUGGAAAACAAAGUCACCACAAUCCUAAUCAAAAGAAAAUAUUACCGGAAACAAUCAUUGAAUGGUCUAUUUAUGAAUUAUCCGAUGAUAUUAUACAAGCUUGGCAUAAAAAUUAUACAGAAUACCUAAGCAAAUCAACAAAUUUUAAUGAAUUUGAUUUAGAAAAUGAAAAUGUUAAUUUCUCUGGACUAAUGGAUAUAUAUUCUGUGAAAAAACAAAUUAACCCAUUGACAAUUCGUUAUCCUCUUAUAACUAUGGCGUGUUUGGACCGUUUGUUGGAUUUAUUAACUGAAAUGGGCCCAGGUCAACUUGGUUAUCCUAUUUUAGUCUUCCAAGACUGCCUCGUUCGCAGCUGGGCGAGAUAUGAUAAAUCUUCCUCAUUAGCGAAAUGUACUUGUAUUGGAAAACUGAUUCACUUGAAGUCUAUGGAACUUUCCUGUUGUUUAGGUUUAUUAUCUGGAGUAACUAAUCAUCAAAAUAAAUUAAAUCCUUUAUUACCAAAUGAACAAGAAAUUGCUGAUGCAUAUACACUAUUAAAAACAAAUCCAGCUGAUCCAUAUAUUAAAGAUUUAGUCAAAAGUUGGAUUGACAUAGGCGAUCGUUUAGCUCGAAUUGGUCAAUGUUCUCAUGCACGUACAUUUUUAAGUAUAUCGGAACAAUUUAUUCUACGUCAUAACGAUCAAAUGAAAUAUUGGUUGCUUGCAAGAGCGAGAUUAGCUCUAGCUGAAGGUCAAUACAAGUUAACUAGAUCAUUAAUUUCGAAAAUAUUUGCUUUUAAAAUAGAAGAUGAGUCAUUUUGGUUUGAUUGUCUAUCAAUCAGAAUUGAUGCUUUAUGCUAUGAUCCUAAUCUAACUAUACAUGAUUUGAAAUUAUCAGAAAUAAAUGAUGAUAAACAACAAUGUUUCGAGAAUUCUUCUUCUUCUUCUUCUUCUUCAUCUCCUUUACAUUUUGGAAUACAAACAGCUAUCAAAGAACUACAAUUAGCAAUAGAUGAUUUACAAAAAAGAAAAGAACAUUUUAAGUCAAGAAAUGGUUGGUUUAAUAAAUUACAAGGAAUACUUCUAUCAAAAAAAGCUCAAUUAAUUGCUAGGAUGGAUGAAAUGAAUUAUUAUCAUCAAACAUUAUUAUUCAAUUCAUCGGAUAAAUCCUCAACAUGUGAUUCACUAUCUCAUCCAAUAAAUUCACUGACAAAUCCAAAUGGUGCUCCAAAGUUAUUCGAAGAAGCUAUAUGUCUUUUGUCUUCAAAUAAACGAACUGCCCUUAGAGUAGGCUGGAUGCCAUUACUAGCCUACUGGGUUAGAGGAUUCAAACAUGAAAUAAACUCACAAAUCACAAAACUACGCACAAAAUCAUGUCAUCCAUCUACUGUUUGUAAUUCAUUCGAAACUGCUUUAACUAUUUCACGUCAAUGCUUAAAUUUUGCUCAUGAAACUGUCAAUUUAUCUGAAUCGUUUAGUAACAUAGAUGAAUUAAAAGGAUGUAGUUUACCAGUACAUCGAGAUUUAAUUGAAGUGAAAUUUAUGUUGAUCACUGUAUUACAUAGCAUCAUGAAAUUGCAUAUCGUCUAUAUGAAAACAAAACUUCAAGAAAAUGCUUUAAAAGAUCCAUUAUAUUGUGCUGUCGAAAAUUAUAUCGCUGAAGAUUCUUCAGACAAUUUGACAGAAACACUGGACAAAUGUGAUUGCACUAAACAGCGAUUGUGGGAUCAUUCUAUUUCAUCUGCAUUUGAUGAAGUAUCCUCUUUAUUAUCGGAUAUAUUUUCAAUGAGCGACAGACAACCUCAUCUAAUUGCCAAGUGUUUCUUUUAUUACGGUGAAUCAAUUUAUUUAAAAGGUCAACUAAUACUACCAGAUUUGCAAGAUAAUUGGAAUUCGAAUAGUAAUGAAGGUAAUGAAGGAGUUAAAUGUCAACCAAUAAUUCCAAAUAAUGAUAUUGUUCAAGAGAUGACAAAACAAAAUUUGGAAGAGAUUACCUUACAUUCAGGUUUUCGUUGGAGAACUCAUAACGAUGUACUCAAUGAUUUGAAAACUUACAAUUCAGUAAUGGAUCUAUUUUCACAUGCUUCAUCAUUAUUUAUUACAAGCUUGAAAAUCUGUUUCGCUCAAAACUUCUUGGGCUUAGCCCGUCAAGUUACUGAAUCUUUAUUGAAUUUGCUCGGUGGAUGUCAUGAAAAUGUUUCCAUCCUAACACAAGAUUUAUUAAUAGGAUAUCAAAGUUGUUCAACAGCUGUUCGACUGCGUACUCACCUCUGGCUAACAAUGUUAUCAUAUGAUGCGCGUAAAUUUGCUGGAGGUACUAUGUGUAAUUUAAAUGUAGAAAAUGAAUAUUCUGAUAGACCUAUAUUAAGUGCCUCAGAAGCACUUGUUCGCCAGUUAAUAUGGUCUUCUCCAGCUUCUGCAUAUGACGAUGAUAGUUUUUUCAGUUUAUUAGGAUUUUUUUCCACCACAGAGCCUUCAUCUUAUCCUGAAGCAUUAGCCUGGAUAACAGGACUUAAAGUUAAUCUAAUUUCUAAUCGCCUACGUUCCAUUGGAGGUUUGUGCAGUGGAUCAGAAGAUCAUAACAUAUCAGCCAGUCCAUGGAUACCAGUUAUUUUACGAAGUUUAAUGUCACAAUCACAAGCAUGGAGAGUAACUGAAGUGAAUCCUUCUAUAGUUUUUGAUUCAAGCAAAAUUAUUCAAUCAACUAUAAGUUCAUUACCUGGAUCCAGUUUACAACUGGCUAAAAAUUGGAAUCUUCUUAUUAUGGAACAUUCAAUUGAUUCACACUUUUUAUAUGUUGCUAUACCAAAAAAUACAAACAGAAUGAUGUCGAAUCGAACUCAGCGGGGCAGUAUACCAGCUAGCAAAAAUACAAACAAAGGCACUGUACAGUACACUUUCGUUAGACUAGAAACUGAUCCAGUUACACGAUGUCAAUUGAUUUUCUCAUGGAAAAAACGUUUAAAUCAUUUGAAUGAACAAUUAAAGAAAGCGGCAAAUAUUAAAAGUGACAACAGAAAUUUAUUUAAAGAAAUAACAAAUCGAAUUUUAAUGAUGAAAAGUCAUUUGUUUAAAAACUCUACUGAAGAUAUUCUAUUGUUCAACUAUUUGAAUCCAGUAUUUGAAAUAUUAUCAAAACACUGGUUACCAGAAAUCUAUUCAAAUACUAGUGAAAAUAAACCUGAUGAUGAUGAUAACAUGAAUAACAAUGAUCGAAAUGGAAUAACUUAUCAAAUGAAUAGCAUUAAUCAGUUAUCGCUUCAAUUAGAUCAAUAUUUAAACAACCAAUCAGAUCUUCCCAAAGAUGGAUUGAUAAUCAUUUCAGAUUUUUGGUUAAAUGAACUCCCAUUAGAAUCUUUAAUUACAAAUAUAUUAUUUAGUGAUAUUAGUAAAAAUAAUUGCCUACCAGUUAGAAGACAUAGUUCAAUGGUAAAGAAAUUUUCAAUGACAACAGUAACAUCAAAUUCUGUGAAACAAAACCCCUCACUUAAUUUGAAGAGAAAUUGUACAGUUUUACCAUUCAGUUGGUUAACAAGAGAAUUCAGUGUACAAUUACUUUAUUUACGCCAUCAGAACACACAGAAAACCGAUGAAUUGUCCAACGACACACAUGAACAAAGUCCACAACAUAAAACUUCAAAGAAACCAGAUACCAGCCGUGUUAAUAGUCGUCAUCCUUUAUUACGUGAUAUCGGGUCAAAACAACCACCAUUGCAGGUUUGCAAACAACAAAAUUCAGCAUGUCUUCUGAUUAAUACAACAUUUGUACGUUAUCUGGUUGAUCCAUUUAUGGAUACGGAAAUUAAUACUUCAACUACUUCCAGUAAUGUAUCAGAACAAAUAAUUGGUAAUAAUCAAAAUGAUUUAUCUGGUAAUACAAAUUUACAAAACAACAAACCAAUUAUUAAUGAUUCGUUUAAAAAUCAUUUUCAAUUAUUACUGAAAGAACCGAUAACACGUAGUCAACAAUUCACUUCACGUUGGAUUGGAUUAAUGGGUGAUAGUGAAAUUGAUAAAGUACCAUCUAAAGAAGAAUUAUUAGUAUUUUUAAAUGAAGGAGCUAGUGGAUUAAUCAAUUAUAUCACUGAAAAUUUCUUGUCGUAUUUGCCUCCAUCUAUGUUUAUCAAUUUGUCAAUUCCUAAUUGUCAUUUAAUAUGCCUUCUGGAUAAAGUUUACACAAGAACUAGCCGUCUUCGACAAAUUCGGCUGAACACUCACAAGACAAUAUUGGAAUGUGAACUAGAACAACCACUGUCUAUGGCGAUUAUUUCCUCAUUGACCGGGUCGCGUUCUACAAUACUGUUACAAUGGUCUACUCGAGUACACUCGAAUCAGUUUAGACUAGAAAAACUGAUGAGAUAUUUGUUAGAUCAAGUUUAUCCAAUUGGACAAUCAACUUUACUUAUACAAUAUGAACUUUUUAAAAUAGAAUUAGAUAAUUACGUGAAUUGUUUAAAACAAAUCACUGAAAGUAAAGACGUUCAAUUGUUAGAAAGAAAAUCAAUCAAUGAAAUGGAUCAACAAUUUGAUCAUCAAUUUGAACAUUUAGAAAUUCCAACAUUAGAACCAUUUAAUAUGAUUAUUUAUGGACUGCCAAAUAUCUCAUUUGCUUAG